Messenger RNA from Trypanosoma grayi, 617 nucleotides. Its product is annotated as putative chromatin assembly factor 1 subunit B. Gene Ontology annotation, biological process: DNA-templated transcription; chromatin organization. The record is from RefSeq and is a predicted model, not a curated record. The annotation marks the transcript as partial. Gene Ontology annotation, molecular function: protein binding; nucleosome binding. NCBI's taxonomy places the organism in Eukaryota, Euglenozoa, Kinetoplastea, Trypanosomatida, Trypanosomatidae. Gene Ontology annotation, cellular component: nucleus; HIR complex. The transcript has a single exon.
AUGGCGUCGAUUGGCCAACAGCCGAUCCGUGUGCGCACGCUGGAGAUCCUCUGGCACGGCUGCGAGCGCGACGAGGAGGCGGUGCAGUUGGGUCUGCAAAGUGUCGCCAUUGAGGGCAUCGUGUCAAUCGACUACAGCAGCCACGGCCACCGCAUCGUCACAUGCGGUGGCGACGGCUACAUCCGCCUGUGGCAGAUGCACCCCGACGCGACGGACCGCUGGCUCGCCAAUGGCCAGAGUGACAUGACGGCGUGCGUGAGUUUCAUCUGCGGCAUGCGUACGUCGUGGAUGCCGCUCACCGCGCGCUGGUCACCGCACGCGAGCAUGAUCGCCUCCGCGCACUGCGACGGCAAGAUCUGCCUGUGGUGGCCGGAGCGCCGCGACGACGGCCGGGAGGAGUGGAAGGACUACCGCCACCUCUCCGGUCACGUGAUUGACGUGUACGACGUCUGCUUUUCCCCCGACGGGCGCUACCUGUUGAGCGCCGGCGGCGACGGCAGCGUCGUGCUGCACGACCUCGAGGGCUCCACGGUGCCGGUGCUGCAGCUGUCGGAGAUGCACCGAAAGUUCUGCUGCGGCGUCGCCUGGGACCCUUGGGGGCGCGGCGUCGCGAGUUU